Exophiala oligosperma is the source of this 1523-nucleotide messenger RNA. RefSeq lists its product as uncharacterized. Bases 145 to 1464 code for a protein of 439 amino acids. NCBI's taxonomy places the organism in Eukaryota, Fungi, Ascomycota, Eurotiomycetes, Chaetothyriales, Herpotrichiellaceae. The transcript has a single exon. Gene Ontology annotation, biological process: regulation of DNA-templated transcription. The record is from RefSeq and is a predicted model, not a curated record. Gene Ontology annotation, molecular function: histone acetyltransferase activity.
AGAAUAUUGUCCUUAUUCGAGCAAUAUGAUAGAAGGACACGACCUAUUGUAUCAGUCAAAAUAGCUUUUCUACGCAAUGGUGUAGACCUUGUUGGGUCGGCAUGACUUGCGGAGAUCGAUCCUUCAUCCCGCUGGUAAUUGACCAUGCCUCCAGUAGCAGUUCCCAUUGAAAAUGCGACUUCGGUCUUACAGGAAGGCUCACCGCACCGUUCGCGGCGCGCCUCUUUACGCGUCUUGACACGAAAUAUAGGUCGAGUCGUUUUGGGGAAUCUCGCCUUCGAUACGUGGUAUUACUCUCCGUACCCUGACAACAUAAUCCUCGGGCCCGAGACAUCGACAACGAAAUACACGCCUGGAUCCGCCGCGGACUUACGCCAGGCCACCGCACAUGCCCACGGUGCAGGGCAACCACAGUGCGAGCGCCUCUAUGUAUGCCCAUGCUGCUUCCUCUACACCCCCAAGGAGCACGAUUUUGCGCAGCACAUGGCCAUUCAUCGAGCGCGACGCGAACAAGGUCUCGAGACGCAACCGGUGCCCGAGUCCGCCGUGAAAGUCUACGAGUGGGAAGGCCACGCCGUCUGGGAAAUCGACGGCGAACGGGAGAAAUUGUACUGCCAGAAUCUUUCACUGUUUGGGAAAUUGUUCCUGGAGCAGAAAAGCGUGUUUUUCGACACGAGCGGCUUCAAGUAUUACGUCUUGACCUACACAAAACUCGAGCCCAGUGUGCCUGUGGCGACAAAGGGCAGAGGUCGGAAGCGAAGUUCAUCGGUGCUCGAGGAUGAUGUCUUGUACCAGAGUCAAGUGCUGGGUUUCUUCUCCAAGGAGAAUUUGUCGUGGGAUGCUAACAACCUCGCGUGUAUCCUGGUCUUUCCACCUUUCCAGCACCGACAACUAGGACAGUUGUUGAUGGCCGUCUCGUACAAGUUGAGCGGAUGGGAAUGGGAAGGAGGUGUAAUUGGAGGACCCGAGAAGCCCCUGAGUGCCAUGGGCCGCAAGAGCUACCUGAGGUUCUGGUCGGAGCGGAUCGCGCGCUUUUUUAUGGGGCAAAGCGCCGACGCCGACGCAAAAACGGUGUUUUACAAGAGAAAAAGAACCCUCCAUUCGAGGAAGGAGGAGAUGACGGUCAAGGAGAUCGGAGAUCGGACAGGAAUGUUGGGCGAAGAUGUCGUCGCCGCCUUGAAUGAAAUGGGCAUACUCGAAGUGGUUCCCUCCAAACGAAAAAAUAGGAUCUCGAGUAGCGAAGCGAAUGGAAACACCGCCCAGGGUGAGGUGGAGGCAGAGCAAGAGAUGGCUAGCAUGAGUAUUCACAGGUCCAAAGUGGUCGACUGGGCCGCCCGGCACAAUGUCAACCUGACAAGCCCUGUUCGUGAGGAAGGAUUCUUGGGCGAAUGGGCCUUGAGUGAUGUCGACGAGUCUGGCGUUAGUGACGCAGAGGACGCAGAUAGCAAUGAAAGUCUGGCCUAAACCAGGACGACCUUGACGGCAAUGAAGGCAAAUAACAUUAGUAGACAACAGUACGGAGU